Brassica oleracea var. oleracea is the source of this 1166-nucleotide messenger RNA. RefSeq names its product cytochrome c oxidase assembly protein COX11, mitochondrial-like. The record is from RefSeq and is a predicted model, not a curated record. Lineage: Eukaryota; Viridiplantae; Streptophyta; Magnoliopsida; Brassicales; Brassicaceae. The transcript has 8 exons. The coding region runs from base 136 to 996 and encodes 286 amino acids. Gene Ontology annotation, cellular component: mitochondrial inner membrane. Gene Ontology annotation, molecular function: copper ion binding.
ACUUGUUGAGUUUUUAGUUAUUGUUCUGUCUCUUUGGUUGUCGUUUCAAGUGACGUCUUUGAUAUCUACACCAGAAACGCCGUUCGUUUACCGUGUCUCACUGCAUCGAUCGAUUGAGAUCAUUAAUCUUCGGCCAUGUCGUGGUCGAAGGCAUGUAGAGGGACUCGAAUUUCGUCAUAUUUAGAGAAUCUUCAUCGAACAUCGUUGCAUUCAACGAGGACCGUGCCUCUUGUUCCUUGGUCUCGUUAUGGCAAUCAGUAUAAUCUCCGAAGCAAGAGAGCGCUUUGGGGAAGCUCAUCUUCGUUUUUCCCUUUGAAUUCUCAUUCCGCUGCUGCUAAAUCGAUGUUGCUCGGUGGUGCUCAUCGACAGUAUUCUACUCAGUCGAUAACAGAAACCAAAUCAAAGAAAAUGCUCUACUACCUAACUGGUGUUGUCUUUGGCAUGGUGGGGCUAACUUACGCCGCUGUGCCAUUGUAUAGAACGUUCUGCCAAGCUACUGGUUAUGGAGGUACUGUUCAACGCAAAGAGACUGUUGAGGAGAAGAUUGCUAGGCAUUCAGAAUCUGGCACCGUCACCGAAAGGGAGAUUGUGGUGCAGUUCAAUGCUGAUGUUGCAGAUGGGAUGCAGUGGAAGUUCACUCCAACUCAAAGAGAGGUGAGAGUAAAGCCAGGAGAAAGCGCGCUGGCCUUUUACACUGCUGAAAACAAAAGCUCAGCUCCAAUAACCGGAGUCUCCACAUACAAUGUCACUCCCAUGAAGGCGGGAGUUUAUUUCAACAAGAUACAAUGUUUUUGCUUUGAGGAGCAGCGACUUCUUCCCGGAGAACAGAUCGACAUGCCGGUCUUCUUCUAUAUUGAUCCGGAGUUUGAGACUGAUCCAAGAAUGGACGGAAUCAACAAUCUGAUAUUGUCUUACACUUUCUUCAAAGUGUCCGAGGAAAAUACUUCAGAUUCGGUCGACAAUAAAAGCUCUGUUCCAGUUCAAGAAACCAAGUAAAAAGUGUCUGUCUAUUUUUUCUAAAGAGAAACUCUCAAAUCUUUGUAGAAUUUUAUGAAGGCAUCUUUGUUAUGCUGUUAGUUUUGUGCUUCAGUUAUGUCUAAGAAACAUGGAAAUAUUAUAAGCGCGAAGAGCUUAAUAACUUGAAACAGAAGAUUCGUUAAAUAAUA